This is a messenger RNA of Paraglomus brasilianum, 247 nucleotides long. The record is from the annotation of a GenBank genome assembly. Lineage: Eukaryota; Fungi; Glomeromycota; Glomeromycetes; Paraglomerales; Paraglomeraceae.
AUGGUUUUUCUGGAGGAACAUGAAGGAAUAUACAUAUCACCAACUAUUGAACAUGACAGCAUGAAUCCAACCCUACUCCAGUGUUAUGCUUGGGUAAUUGCACAAGCACACAUUAAUCAUAGAAGCCCAGAUCUUCAUGACAAUGGAGAAAACAGUGAUGAUGAUAAUGACAAAGGCAGUAGUGAUAGUGCUGGCUCUGCAAGAAGGUCUUCUGGACCACACAAGAGAAAAGACAAUUCAAAUGCAG